Molecule: messenger RNA, 1500 nt
Organism: Salvia miltiorrhiza (redroot sage)
Lineage: Eukaryota; Viridiplantae; Streptophyta; Magnoliopsida; Lamiales; Lamiaceae
Product: tobamovirus multiplication protein 1-like
Exons: 11
Coding region: 306-1181 (291 amino acids)
Cellular component (GO): plant-type vacuole membrane
Source: RefSeq, a predicted model, not a curated record
GGUACAUAUUGCAGUAGGUUUAGUCAAUCCAUAAAAAAACUAAGUGAAAAAGUAGAUUCAUUUAUUUCUAAAUUUAAUUUAAUUACUUUGGAAUUUUCUUUUACUUCCAAUUUUCUUAAAAUUAAAAAUCCCACUGCACGUUUCUUUCUUUCUAUUUUUUUCAAGUUUUUUACUUCUUACAGUCACCUAUCGUGAUUUGAUCUCUUCUGCUCUGAUUGGAAAUAAUAUUAUUCAAGUAGGCAACAGCUAAUCAAUUUUGACCUACUCACGUAGAGAGAGAGAGAGAAGAGGAGAGAGGGGUUUCAAUGGCCAGAAUGCUAAUGAGCUUUCCGACCAUCGACGCCGGCGUCGGAGUGCUGCCGGCCAACUGGUGGGAUGAGAUCAACGAGUCCGUCGAAUGGCAAGACGGAAUAUUCUACUCUCUCUGCGCGGCCUAUGCCCUCGUUUGCUCCGUUGCCCUUAUUCAAUUGAUAAGAAUUGAACUUAGGGUUCCUGAAUAUGGUUGGACCACGCAAAAGGUUUUCCACCUCAUGAACUUUAUAGUAAAUGGAGUGCGUGCUAUUGUGUUUGGAUUUCAUAAGAAUGUCUUUCUUCUACAUCCGAAGGCGCUCUCUUUGGUUUUGCUGGAGUCUCCUGGCCUGCUCUUCUUCUCCACAUAUACUCUUCUUGUUCUUUUUUGGGCAGAGAUAUAUCAUCAGGCCAGAAGUCUGCCGACUGAUAAACUAAGGAUCUGUUACUUCGCUAUCAACAGUGGAGUAUACUUUGUACAGGCUUGUAUAUGGGUGUACCUCUGGAUAGAUGAUAACAGCACUGCAGAAUUCGUUGGAAAAAUAUUUAUUGCAGUGGUGUCAUUUGCAGCUGCAUUAGGAUUUCUGCUGUAUGGAGGAAGGUUAUUUAUCAUGCUAAGACGCUUCCCUAUUGAAUCUAAAGGGAGGAGAAAGAAACUUUAUGAGGUUGGAUCCGUAACUGCUAUAUGCUUCACUUGUUUCCUUAUAAGGUGCUUUGUGGUUAUGCUCUCAGCCUUUGAUUUAGAUGCAUCACUUGAUGUGUUGGACCAUCCAGUUCUGAAUGUAAUCUACUACACGCUGGUUGAGAUUCUUCCUUCAGCUCUUGUCCUGUACAUCCUGCGCAAGCUGCCUCCAAAAAGAGUACCAUCAGCACAGUAUCAUCCAAUCCGGUAGUCAAUGCAUGAAAAGCCCAUAUACAUCAAUUUGUUGGCAUUCUUGGCAAGACCAAAUUGGAGCCUUGAAGCAAACCAGAUUUAUUAUCACUCUGGGUUGGCUCUGGUCAUGAUAUUUCAUUUUGCGUGCAUUUUGUGGGAGUCUGAUGUUGACGAUGCUGAUUAAUUAAAUUCUUGGUUUCUGUGGUGUUGACAAUUUUGCUAUUUUGUCGGCCUCACGGUUUGCUUUGUACUCUGUAGAACUUGGCCUUUCUGUCACCACAGUUUGUAGUUGCUUGUAUGGUUUCAAGUUAAAUAAUUGUGGAGGUUUAGAAUUCUCA